Nematolebias whitei (Rio pearlfish) is the source of this 967-nucleotide messenger RNA. RefSeq names its product cilia and flagella associated protein 410 (gene cfap410). Gene Ontology annotation, biological process: cytoskeleton organization; mRNA splicing, via spliceosome. The record is from RefSeq and is a predicted model, not a curated record. NCBI's taxonomy places the organism in Eukaryota, Metazoa, Chordata, Actinopteri, Cyprinodontiformes, Rivulidae. Bases 159 to 938 code for a protein of 259 amino acids. The transcript is spliced from 7 exons. Gene Ontology annotation, molecular function: protein binding. Gene Ontology annotation, cellular component: U4/U6 x U5 tri-snRNP complex.
GCAGUGACAUUGUGAACGAAAAAACGUUUCUUUGCAGCUGAGUGGAGUUUUGUCCGCUAGCUCUGUCAUAAUGGAGCCUUUAUUGUUUAAGAUUUAUAUAUUUCUAUAGAUACUAUUCUGAAAAUGUUAUUGAUUUUUGAGAAAGCCGAAGAUAUGCUAUGAAGCUAACACGGAAAUUGGUCCUUGCUAAGGCUAAGGCCUCCGACUUGGAAAGUGUGAAGAAACUAAACUGCUGGGGGUGUAACCUGACUGACAUUUCUAUCUUCUCUCAGAUGCCUAACAUUGAGGUGCUAACACUAAGUGUCAACAACAUCACAUCUCUGUCUCCCCUGGCUGGCUGUUUAUCUCUGAGUGAGCUCUACCUGAGGAGGAACAUGAUUCCUUCUCUCUCCGAGUUGCGGUGUCUGUGUCCGCUCACACGUCUCCGGGUGCUCUGGUUGGCUGAAAACCCCUGCUGUGGAAGUGACCCAAGCAAGUAUCGCCUGACUGUGCUGCGCUGCCUGCCUCGCCUCCACAAACUCGACAAUCAGGUGGUGACUGAGGAUGAAGUCGCACUCGCUCUCAUGGAAGGUGAAGAGGUCAGCACACCCCCAGGUAGCAUCCAGAACCAGCUUUCAAACAACGGCCCUACAGAUGCUGAGACAGAGAACGAUGCGCUCAGCUACAACAUGGAGGAGACCAACAAAAUCAGAGAAGAGCUGGGAAUGAAGCCACUCUCCAGAGAGAAGUUUUCUUCUCUUUCUUCUCCUACCUUGGAGAGACAAACAAUGAGAAAGACUCACAUCCUUGAUGCAGUUUUGCUUCUGUUGAGGGACCUGGAUGAAGAUGAGCUUCAUAUUGUUCACACGGCCGCGCAGAACAGGCUGCACACGUUCACGCUGGACUCAGGAGACGGUCAAAGACCUUCAGCUCAGAGAACCACUGACAUUCAGCACUAAUCUUAUAGCAAAGAACCAUCAGAACCCCC